ACAUGAAUGCCUCUUCGUCAGUCAUCACCGCGUUACCACGUAUUCAUCUUCCUCAACGCGCAGACAACCUAAGACCUUCUUCUUCAAAUUCUCAUACUCUACUUAUAACACACAAAUAUAAAUACAAUAACAAGUCGCAAUUCUCACUAUAACUGUCAACUCGAAAAAAAAAAACACCUGGAUUAGUACACAAAAACCAUAAUAACCAAAAAUAUAUACACAAACACACUCAUCUAACCCUGUCCAUUUAGUUUGUAUAAAGAGAUAUGGAUGCAUCACCCAAGUACACAGGUGUCCGAAAGAGGAAGUGGGGAAAAUGGGUGGCUGAGAUUCGUCUCCCAAACAGCCGUGAAAGGAUCUGGCUCGGCUCCUUCGACUCCGCUGAGAAAGCGGCACGUGCUUUCGACGCCGCUCUUUACUGUCUCCGCGGCUCCGGAGCGCGUUUCAACUUUCCGGAUAAUCCGCCGGAGAUACCCGGUGGACGUUCCCUGACGCCGCAGGAGAUUCAGGUGGCAGCUAACCGUUUCGCCAGCGAGGAACUGUUACCACCACCACCACGACAACAAGGAUCACCGUCGCCAAGUGGCGAUAAGUCGGACGAAAGAGGAGGAAUUUUGGCACGUGGGGAAACUAAUGUUGGUGGGCCAACGUUAGGAGAAGUUGGUGAAUAUAAUAAUUACAACAACGAGAAUAAUAGCAAUGGUAAUGAUACGACAACGUAUUGGCCGUUUCUAUGGGAAGAGAAUCUUCUGGUUUCUAGUAUGUCGGAAGAGUUGGGUACCUUCUACAUGGAGGAUUCGUUACAGCAACAAGAACCUGAGCUCUCAUCUGAUUUUUACUACGAUGGAGCUUAUGUUGUUGAAGAUGAUUUCUCUCAUUACAAUAUUUGGAAUUUCUGAGAUCCAUAUUUUUAGUAGUGAUCUUGGACCGAAUAUUCCAUCAUUACUGAAGGAAAGUCACGCGUUCUGGAGCCGCCACGUGUCCCCCUCCUGAAAAACUCACCGUUUUCGUACGAGUUUUUUUUUUUUUGUUUUUGGCAAAUUUGGGCUUCGGUCCGUUCGUCGCUUCCUGCGAAUAACAUCAUAAAGCAUCACCCCCCUAAACCUAAUUAUCGCCUUCGUUCAUCCGAGUCUGAUCUCGGCGGCGAGAAUAACGAUCCAUCGUUCUCCUUCUCCCUGUAACAGAACUAGACUUUAAUGGCAUCAAUGCGUCCGUCGAGAUCUCCGUUAUAAAUAGGUUUUUUUUUUCUGAUUUGAAGACUAGGAAGUGUUCAAACGUUAAGCGGGAUGGAUAUUGCGGCUUCAUCUAAUCUCUUUGCAAUCUAAUCGCGUCUUCACACAGCUUCUUCCCCGUUUAUCUCCGCAGCAAACAGGAAUUGAGUUUUUAUCCUCGCCAAAUCAUGCCCAGACAAUCAGAGCUUCGGUUCGAACGAUUCCAAUUUUCACUGGAGACAACCCAACGAAACCCAGGGCAUCAGCAAUCGAUGUCAAGGAGACAGUGAAUGAUGACAUGUGUGUGCUUAUCUCCAGCUUUAAUUACCAAUGCCUACACUUUGGUCUCUGUACAAAACGCAGAUGCUUUAGACAAGAAACCAUGAGUUUGCCGUAACUGCCAGUGCAUUGGUACUGUUCUUUGUGAUAUGUGCGGGGAUACAAGAAAAUGGAAAGCUCCCAACCGAAAACGAGCCAAAGAUAGGUUUGAGUUUACAGAAUGUCCGAACUGUUAAGGUGGAGGGUUUUCCCAGUCUGUUUAGGUACAUGUUUACCAAACAACAAAGGACUCCUUAGAAGGUGGUGCUCGUACAAUGUACAAUGGUUGUCUUCUUCCCAAUUCUUGAGCAGCACAAUGGCAAUAGUUAUGAUUAUAGAAGAGGAAGAAAAGUAAUACAUUGUCGACGCAUGUGAAGCUAUAGGAGAAUGGGAUGCUAGAACAUGUUUUUGUAAUGCUGCUAGAAAUGUGUUGUUAAUUCUUUACAAACCUAAGAGUUUUCUUCUUCCUUAGACAGUCUUGACGACUCAAUUUCACAUUCCCUACAUCGAUGACAACGAUACAAACUUCAGUCCUCAGA
This is a messenger RNA of Brassica oleracea var. oleracea, 2068 nucleotides long. Its product is annotated as ethylene-responsive transcription factor ERF016-like. NCBI's taxonomy places the organism in Eukaryota, Viridiplantae, Streptophyta, Magnoliopsida, Brassicales, Brassicaceae. The coding region runs from base 267 to 899 and encodes 210 amino acids. The transcript is spliced from 8 exons. Gene Ontology annotation, biological process: regulation of DNA-templated transcription. Gene Ontology annotation, molecular function: DNA binding; DNA-binding transcription factor activity. The record is from RefSeq and is a predicted model, not a curated record.